GGCAGCAUUUCCAUCACGUUAGAGAUUUUUACGUUGACCUUUUGGUAUUCUGUAUUUUCGCGACUAACGUUAGAUCAUUCACAUGACGCGUUUGAUUGACAGAUUACCGAUGACACGACUGGCCGCGAACCUAACUUCUUCAAGUAGUUAAUCGUCAGCGUUCAUGAACUGAUCUCUAAUGUAAUCCGUUGUUUUUUUUGUUCGAGGUACAGCUGUCUCUUUUCAGCAACGACUUUGCUGGUGUGUGUUCGAUCAACGUGUAAUGAUCUGUACGGUGAAUUUAAGUGAACGUAUGCAAUUUGAGGCACCUGUAGCUGUGCCUGUUCGUUGUAAACAUUAAAGUACCAGGAAUACACGACGUAACAUGGAAGGAGGCAUACUAGAAAGUCCAGAUAGAACUCUGGACAGAUCUGACGAUGAAAUCGCCUUACGAGGAUUUUGCAGCCCUAAAAAACUGCCAUUUAGAUUUCUUGGACUGGCAAUGAUGUGCCUGACAGGUUUCGGUUCAUACUUUUGUUAUGACAACCCUGGAGCUUUGCAGGAUAAUUUUAAAAAUGACCUAAGGAUGUCAACUAGUAGAUUUGUUCUACUUUAUUCCAUUUAUUCAUGGCCAAACGUAGUACUUUGUUUUAUUGGUGGAUUCUUGUUGGAUAGUGUUUUUGGUAUACGCUUAGGCACAGUUAUAUACAUGGGACUCACUUUAAUUGGACAAAUAAUAUUUGCAAUGGGAGCUAUGGUUAAUGAGUUUUGGGUUAUGAUGCUUGGACGUUUUAUUUUUGGUAUUGGAGCAGAAUCACUGGCUGUUGCACAGAAUAGUUAUGCAGUUUUAUGGUUCAAAGGAAAGGAACUGAACAUGGUAUUUGGAUUACAGUUGAGUUUUGCACGAGUUGGAUCCACUGUAAACUUUCUGGUAAUGGAACCAAUCUACAAUUAUGUGGCUCAGUAUUAUAAAGGACCAGAGUGUAUUGGCAUAGUUCUCUUUCUUGCUACUCUCACUUGCGUGGGUUCUAUGAUCUGUACAUGCAUAUUGGGUUUUAUGGAUAAACGCGCCGAGAGAUUAUUGAGAAGAGGGGAAGGACAAGAAACUGAAGCUGUUAGUUUAACAGAUGUUAAAGAUUUUAAGCUAAUAUUUUGGUUAGUCGCUUUCAUUUGCAUUGCUUAUUAUGUCGCAAUAUUCCCGUUCAUCGCCUUAGGAAAAGUAUUUUUUGAACGGAAAUACGCAUUCGAACCAUCAAAUGCAAACAUAGUUAAUUCUCUCGUAUACUCUAUAUCAGCCAUUGCAUCUCCCAUUUUGGGAUAUGUUGUUGAUAGAACUGGAAAGAACGUGUCAUGGGUAUUUAUUAGUAUUCUAGCAACUAUAGUAGCUCACGGACUACUAGCAUUCACGUACGUGGAUCCUUAUAUAUGCAUGAUUAUAAUGGGAUUAUCAUACUCUAUGCUUGCCAGUAGUUUAUGGCCAUUGAUCGCUCUUGUUACUCCAGAAUAUCAGCUUGGUACUGCUUAUGGAAUCGCACAAGCUGUACAAAACUUAGGUUUAGCAGUAGUUUCCAUUUUAGCUGGUAUGAUUGUUGACCAUGGUGGUUACUUCAUGCUUGAGAUGUUCUUCUUAGGCUGGUUAUGGAUUUCAUUAAUAACUACUGUUGCAAUCUGGCUUUUGGAUGCAGCAACGGGUGAUAGUUAUUUGAAUAUGACACCAAAUCAGAGAGAAAAAUAUGACGCAAUUCGGCGUUCACCUGAAAGCCUCGAGAGAGAGAAAUUAUUAUCUCCAGAAUCUACUUCAGAUUUAUCAACUGAUGAUCUUUUACAGCCUCAGUCUGAUAUUAGUAUAAGAAAUCGUUAUCUUGCGCGUAUUGGUGGAAUGAUACCGCCUCAUCUCAAAGCGCCAGUUCAUCGACCAUUACGAUGAUGCAUUUUCUAGAAUCAAAUUUGAAAUAUAAAUAACUGUGCUCGUGUAAAAUCUUGUUAAGAAGAUUUGCUCACUGUGUCUUCCUCUCACACAGCAUUAAUCUGUGAUAAUUUCUUAAUUGAUAUGUUCAAAGCCAAUCAUCAUUUCUGACAAGUCGAUAAAUCGAUUUUUAAUUGAUAGUUAAUAAAUGUCAGUGGUUGAUAAAUGACAGAUCUGUAUCAUUUGUUUUAGCAUUAACAAAUUUUAAUAAUACAACUUAUUAAGUCCAAUGAGGUAGCAUGUUUGUAAUGCAAGUAAAUCAAGAAUAAUUUUUUAUCUCUUGUUUUAACAAGAAAUAUACAUAUAUAUAUAUGUACAGGUUUUUAAUUGCUAAUUUUUUAACAAUGUAAGAAGUUGUAAUAUGUAAGUAUAGGUUAUUGUUAGUGUAAAUGAUGUAUGUUUGAACAAAAAGAAAAAUAAUGUGAUUGACUUUAUAUGGCUUUCUUUUACAGCUGCUAAUAUUAAUCCAAUAUAUAAUUACAUAAUUUCUUUUAUAUUAAAGCUUAGUGACUGUAAAAUAAGAAAGAAAUUCGUGGAGUGUUUUUUACACUGUACGAUAUAUGCUAGUAAUUAUGAAAGUAAUCUAAGUCAUAAUUUUAAAACAACUUAUAUCAUUUCUAAUUUAGUUUACAAAUGUUUUUAAAAAGUCUUUCCACAAUAUAGUAAAAUUAAUCAAUAUAGUACAAAUAAGUGGAAAGCUGACUCCUGGAAUUUGACUUAGACCAUUUUCAUAAUCACCUGCAACUAACAAAAGAUGUAUUUUAUGCAUGUAAAAUAUCUGAUUAUGUUUAAGAAAUAUACCUGUAUUUUACAUACAA
Molecule: messenger RNA, 2763 nt
Organism: Megachile rotundata (alfalfa leafcutting bee)
Lineage: Eukaryota; Metazoa; Arthropoda; Insecta; Hymenoptera; Megachilidae
Product: lysosomal dipeptide transporter MFSD1
Biological process (GO): transmembrane transport
Cellular component (GO): lysosome
Molecular function (GO): transmembrane transporter activity
Source: RefSeq, a predicted model, not a curated record